AUGGGUAAAGUGCACGGCUCCCUCGCCCGUGCUGGCAAAGUCAAGUCUCAGACCCCCAAGGUUGAGCCUCAAGAGAAGAAGAAGACCCCCAAGGGCCGAGCGAAGAAGAGAAUAACCUACACACGACGAUUCGUCAACGUCACACUGACCGGUGGCAAGAGAAAGCGGCGUCUUCAGGGUCCCGAAACGGCAGAAGCUUGGAGACAAGCGGCAUCACCGUCGACGUUACAAGCAGUCGUCCGAGACCACGGUGAGGAUAGCUCAGAUGAUGAAGAGACUAUCAAUAACGUUGUGGCUAUGGUGGUCAUCAAAUAUGAGAAGGGCAAAAGGUUCUCGCAGGAACAUCGCACUCAGCGUGUUAUGUCGUUCCAACGCUCCAGCUCCAUUGGGGAUCCUACUGGAUACAAUUUUCGCCUCAAGAUCUACGACGCUCGCCGUAGAAGUGCAAAGGAUCUCCCUCGAAUCGAUCGGUCCGUGAUGAACACACCUUCCGAUGGUUCAGUCUGCGGUCUUCGUUACGGCAACAAGAAUGCUCAGAUGCCGUACAAGAAGCAAGAGGACGAAUCUCUCGUCAACUGGAGACGUCUUAUUAAGGAAGGUACAAUUGACCGCCUCAUCCUUGGGGUAGAGACGGGCUACUAA
This is a messenger RNA of Exophiala bonariae, 642 nucleotides long. RefSeq lists its product as uncharacterized. The coding region runs from base 1 to 642 and encodes 213 amino acids. The record is from RefSeq and is a predicted model, not a curated record. Lineage: Eukaryota; Fungi; Ascomycota; Eurotiomycetes; Chaetothyriales; Herpotrichiellaceae. The transcript is spliced from 6 exons. Gene Ontology annotation, cellular component: ribosome; cytosolic small ribosomal subunit. Gene Ontology annotation, biological process: translation. Gene Ontology annotation, molecular function: structural constituent of ribosome.